AUGAAUGACACAGGUGAUUCUUACGAGAACUUAUCUCGGAGAACAAGUCGACAUAAUAAUGAUGAAAUGAAACUUUACCAAGAAAUGAUGGCAGAAAGAAUGUUGUGUAAGUGAAGACAGUGGCAACUGCAAUUGAUGUAAUGUUGUUAUAGGUCUUAAGGCCAUGCUACACGAGGCUUCAACUUGCAACGCAAAAAUUUCUGACACAUGUUAUCUUCAAAAAAGUCGCAGGAAAAUCUGUAUCCGCGAAUAUUAUGUAGAUGUUGCAGCAAAAAGAAAUGUCGGAUAUACGUUCAGUUCAAGUGAAGAAUUCAAAGAAAAUCAUAAAAUUAGAUAUCUUUCAAUCCCAAAGUGGAUGGAAUAAGUUUAUUAUUGGUUUCCCAAGUCUCCUGCCCUGAGGCUUCUAAAAAUCUCUAAAUAACAAGUUAUUUCAUAAAUCCUUGUUAUGUUUCAGGUAUGGGAUCGUCUCGUGUAAACGAGGCCCUUCACGCCGUGGUCGAGAACAAGUUACAUGAAACUGCACUGUCGGAAAGUAACAACAGUGUGUUGGAAAGAAAUCGUGCUCUACUUCAAUACAUUGCAACUUUAGCAGACUCAAACAAAAAGGAUGAUCGUUUUAACUAUGAAUUCGUGGAAUCUCUUAUUGAAGGUGGCGCUAAUAUCAACAUUACUGAUCAACAUGGACAAUCAAUAUUUCAUGAGGUCGCGCGAUCUUGGAAUGUUGAUGUUGCAAAAUUUCUUCUGGAGCAUGGUGAGUAUAGUACAGCAUAAAACCACUAGUAUAUUUAGUAUACAUGUUUCAAUUAUUUGCAAAUUUUUGGAAGGUGUUGGGCCAACAAUGUUGGGACCUGUUUAACUUUUCGUCAGGAAUAGCCGCGCGUCACAAAAUUAUCAGUGCAGUACGAAAAGUUCGUGUCGCAAUUACCUUUAUAAAGUGAUUUGAAUUGGAACUUUAUAUCCGCACAGGUGUAGACAACAACACAUUAUACCUAUCUUCAGUUUUGAUGUAUUUCUUUGCAAAGACAAUUUCCAAAUUCACCAAAAUCACUUGAUUUGAUAAACUAGCAUCAUCAUAUAUAGAUGGAGAAAUAAACAAGCAAGACAGUUUUGGUCGAACACCUCUACACGUCGCAGUCUCAGAGGACUUUGCUGAAAUGGUGGAAUUUCUGUUACAAAAUGAUGCAGAUAUUGAUGUCAGAACAUCGGGUGAAAUACAAGCUCCAAUUCAUUAUGCGGCAAAGAAUGGUGCUGCUAAGUCGCUCAAGCUGCUGCUGGGAUAUCAAGCGAAUAUUGAUUCUCUAGAUUACAGACAGCGAACCCCAUUACAAGUAAGUACAUUCCUGUAA
This is a messenger RNA of Paramuricea clavata, 1346 nucleotides long. Lineage: Eukaryota; Metazoa; Cnidaria; Anthozoa; Malacalcyonacea; Plexauridae. The record is from the annotation of a GenBank genome assembly.